This is a messenger RNA of Cicer arietinum (chickpea), 1647 nucleotides long. RefSeq names its product nuclear transcription factor Y subunit A-3-like. Gene Ontology annotation, cellular component: CCAAT-binding factor complex. Gene Ontology annotation, molecular function: DNA binding; DNA-binding transcription factor activity. The record is from RefSeq and is a predicted model, not a curated record. Lineage: Eukaryota; Viridiplantae; Streptophyta; Magnoliopsida; Fabales; Fabaceae. Gene Ontology annotation, biological process: regulation of DNA-templated transcription.
GUACCCCACCACUUUGAUGUCAAUGAAUGACUCACUCUUUUCUUUAUUUCUUCUCCUCUAAGAUUUAUUACAUCUAAACCUUUUUCAAGUUUCUUUUUUUCCCACAAACACAUGCACAGUUUCUCCUUCUACCAAUAUCCAUUUCUCAUUCCUCUCUAAAUCCACACCCAAUUUCCAAGGUAAAUGAAGUGCUUAUGUGAGAAAGACUCUGGUCUAUGUUCUGCUCAUUCAACAUCCCACCAUGUUUUUGGAUGCCCAUCAUGGGGAACUUCUUCUGAAUCUGAAGUCCAACAAACAUCUAUGUCCAAAACUUUGAGCUUGAAAGUUGAUGCUAUUCCACAAAAAUGCCUCAAGAGUAAGGCACUGAGUUUUCAAUUCCAAGAACACGAUUCUUCUUCAACUCAGUCGUCUGGUCAAUCUUAUCCUGAAGUUGGCUCACCACAAUCAGGUCAAAUUCCUUUCCAGCAUAGUUCUUCAACCAGUUCAACGUUUAAGAUAACCGAGGGGAAUGACAUGGGAUGUCUCAUCGAGACGUCUAUUGGGAGUCCAAAUCUCACCAUCCAUCCUCCACCAAUGGAUCACAGCCAAUCACUUGCGCAUUUUGCAUUCCACUUUGCUGAUCCAUGCUACAGUGGCCUACUGGCUGCUUCAUAUGGUCCACAGUAUAAGUUAUUGGGAACUGCUGCUCCUGUUCGUAUUCCUCUGCCAUCUGAUCUUGCAGAAGAACCGAUAUUUGUGAAUUCCAAGCAGUACCAUGCUAUUAUGAGGCGAAGACAAUGUCGAGCAAAACUUGAAGCACAUAACAAACUCAUCAAAGAUCGUAAACCAUAUCUUCAUGAGUCCCGCCAUGUACAUGCAUUAAAGAGAGCUAGAGGUGCCGGUGGCCGUUUUCUCAACGCUAAAAAGCUCCAAGAAUCAAAGCUAGAUUCACCAAACCAUGGCCAAAAAAGUGUUUCCAACUAUACUUGUUUGAAUUUGAAUGGAAAUAUGGUAGAAUCUAAAAUGCAUGAUGAGGUUGAAAACUACAGAGAUGGUGCUUCAUAUGCAUCCAAUAGGAAUGAAAUGUUGGAGCAGCAAGAGGAGUUAGAGUUCAGGCUAUGCAGUUACCCUUCUUCUCAGAGUGGAAGGAACAUGCAAGAUUAUACAGCUGACAAGGGUGUUGGUGCGAAUGAACGCCGACACCGACUAUCGGUCCUCAUGUGAAAGACUAGACUUGUAGAACACAUUACAUCAUUGUGGUUGGUUAUUCUUCAUGUUAUGAAGACCACUGCUUGAUUGUGUUCUCUCCACUAUUGGGAAGUCAUCCUUGGCUCAUAUUUACUUAUGUCUAACUGUUUUGAUUAUUAUUUUAAUUUUCCAUCACUAUAUAUAUUUUUUUUUGGUGAAAAUGUUGGGUGAGGGUGCACCGUGGUUACUGUUACCCGGCCAGUGUGUGGCCGUAGCCUGUAUGAGUCAUGGACCACAGGCGGCUGACGGCGCACUCCUUUCCAUCACAUUUUACUGCUUAUUGUAUUGUGUAGCCUAAAAUUUUUUAGGCAAAAAGCAAGCAUUGACUUGUGUAAAAAACAAUGCUUUUCUAUGUUGAUGUAUGCAAAUGUGACUUUAAUGUUGGAACUUUUGGUCUAAUAAGUUUGUUUGCAUCUCAAA